This is a messenger RNA of Lycium barbarum (goji berry), 1891 nucleotides long. Its product is annotated as cyprosin-like. The record is from RefSeq and is a predicted model, not a curated record. Bases 174 to 1694 code for a protein of 506 amino acids. Gene Ontology annotation, biological process: lipid metabolic process; proteolysis. Gene Ontology annotation, molecular function: aspartic-type endopeptidase activity. NCBI's taxonomy places the organism in Eukaryota, Viridiplantae, Streptophyta, Magnoliopsida, Solanales, Solanaceae. The transcript is spliced from 14 exons.
CAUUCAGUUGGGUAAGGACAAAUAGCAGUAUCCAUUCCCAUAAAAUCAUAGUAAUAAUCUUUUCACUCUCUUCUCCAUACUUGUUGGUGCUUGCUAUCUAAAAGCUUCUUCUCCUACAUCCUACAUCUCUGUGUUUCCUUUAGUCAGUCUUUCAGUGCAGGCAUUCUGCAAACAUGGAAAAUAAGCAUCUCUGUGCUGCUCUUGUUUUAUGGGCCAUUGCAUGCUUUGUACUUCCUGCUUCCUCUGAUGAUUUUCUUAGAAUUGGUUUGAAGAAGCACCGCUUGGACGUUAAUAGCAUAAAUGCUGCAAGAGCAGCCAGACUCCAAGACAGGUAUGGGAAGCAUCUGAAUGGCAUAGAAAAAAAAUCGGGUGACUCAGAUUUAGAUAUAGUCUCCUUAAAGAACUACUUGGAUGCCCAAUAUUAUGGAGAGAUUGGUGUUGGUUCACCUCCUCAGAAAUUCAAAGUUAUCUUUGAUACUGGAAGUUCUAACCUCUGGGUUCCAUCAUCAAGAUGCUACUUCUCUGUUGCAUGCUGGUUCCACUCCAAGUACAAGGCGAGCAAGUCCAGUACAUAUUCAAGAAAUGGGGAAUCUUGCUCAAUCCGUUAUGGAACUGGUUCAAUCUCUGGCUAUUUCAGUCAAGAUAAUGUUCAAGUUGGUGAUCUUGUAGUCAAAGAUCAGGUGUUUAUUGAAGCAACACGAGAACCAAGUAUUACAUUUAUAAUUGCGAAGUUUGAUGGUAUACUAGGACUUGGUUUCCAGGAAAUUUGUGUUGGAAAUGCUACACCCGUCUGGUACAACAUGGUGGGGCAAGGUCUUGUUAAAGAGCCCGUCUUCUCUUUCUGGUUUAACCGUGAUGCAAAUGCAAAAGAGGGAGGUGAACUUGUUUUUGGUGGAGUUGAUACAAAGCACUUCAAGGGUAAUCAUACUUAUGUUCCUGUGACUCAGAAGGGCUACUGGCAGUUUAAUAUGGGAGAUUUCUUAAUCGGCAACGCAUCAACAGGUUAUUGUGCAGAUGGUUGUGCUGCUAUUGUGGAUUCUGGAACAUCACUUCUUGCUGGUCCAACAACUAUAGUAACACAACUCAACCAUGCCAUUGGAGCAGAAGGAAUAGUUAGCAUGGAAUGCAAAACUAUCAUUUCACAGUAUGGCGAGAUGAUCUGGGACUUACUAGUAUCAGGGGUGAGACCUGAUCAAGUUUGUUCACAAGCAGGUUUAUGUUAUCUUGAUGGAGCUCAGCAUGUGAGCUCUAAUAUCAGAACUGUAGUUGAAAGGGAAACUGAAGGAAGUUCUGUUGGUGAAGCACCAUUGUGCACUGCCUGUGAAAUGGCAGUUGUUUGGAUGCAGAACCAGCUCAAACAGAAGGAGACAAAAGAGAGAGUCCUAGAGUAUGUGGAUCAGCUUUGUUCAAAAUUACCAAGUCCAAUGGGAGAAUCCGUAAUCGACUGCAACAGCAUCUCAUCCAUGCCAAAUAUUACAUUCACCAUCAAAGAUAAAGCUUUUGUGCUCACUCCAGAACAGUAUAUUCUUAAAACCGGAGAAGGGGCUGCUAAAAUUUGUAUCAGUGGAUUUGCUGCUCUGGAUGUGCCACCACCUCGCGGUCCUCUUUGGAUUCUUGGAGAUGUAUUCAUGGGGCCGUAUCACACAGUCUUUGACUUUGGUAAAUCCCGUGUGGGUUUUGCUGAAGCCGUGUAAUAGCCUUUCUUUGUAGUUCACGCCACUAGUUACUUCGUAGAAUGAUGGAAGUAUUGUAAAGAGAUAAUGAUACUGCUAUGUUAUUUAUUGUGUUGUAUCUGACCAUAAUAUGGCAUACUAGUUUUCUCUGUGUAUUGACUUUCAAAUGCUAGUAGAGUCGAUGAGAUGCAAGAUACAUAAUUAUUCCCUUGUUUCAA